Messenger RNA from Brassica oleracea var. oleracea, 1228 nucleotides. RefSeq names its product dnaJ homolog subfamily C member 2. Gene Ontology annotation, molecular function: Hsp70 protein binding; ribosome binding. The transcript has a single exon. The coding region runs from base 66 to 956 and encodes 296 amino acids. Lineage: Eukaryota; Viridiplantae; Streptophyta; Magnoliopsida; Brassicales; Brassicaceae. Gene Ontology annotation, cellular component: cytosol. The record is from RefSeq and is a predicted model, not a curated record. Gene Ontology annotation, biological process: 'de novo' cotranslational protein folding; regulation of translational fidelity.
UGUUAGUUUUCGAUUUAUUUCACUUCUUCUACACAGAAGAGUACGGACAGAUCGGGAGAAGAGCAAUGGAGUUUUACGACGAAGACAAGCCAAGAUUCGUCUUCCAAUCUCGUCCUUCCUCUUCUCGCAAGACGAAGGAGGAGGAAGAUCAUAAAACCCCUAACAAGAUCUUCAUCUCAAUCUCCGUCGUUAUCUCCCUUCUCACUCUAUCACUCUCCUUCUUCUACUUCGAAUCCGAGCCUACCCAGUCGCUUCUCUUAUGGCUCGCAAUCUCCUUCCUCGUCGGUCCUUUCGCGCCUCCUUCUCUCACCGGUGGCAAAAUCCGCGUCGGUUACGGUCAGAUCCUGGAGCCGGAGCAGCUCAACGAGGAACACUCGACGGAUAACGAACGCGAAUCGAGGAGGAACAAGCGAUCUAAUAAAGUGAUGAAAAACGAUAAACCGCCGGAAAAUCCACCUCCAGUAAAAGUGGAUCGGAGUGAGAUUCAUGGAUCUGUGAAGGAAACCAAGGAGUGGAGUGAUGAAGAGAUCGAAGUUCUGAAGAAGCAGCUGGUAAAGCAUCCGGCGGGGAAGCCUGGGCGGUGGGAAGCGGUGGCGGCUGCGUUUGGAGGGAAGUACAAGACGGAGAAUGUGAUCAAGAAGGCGAAAGAGAUUGGGGAGAAGAAAGUCUACGAGAGUGACGACUACGCUCAGUUUCUGAAGAAGAGGAAAGCUUCUUCGGAUCCGAGAUUGGGUGAAGAAGAAGAAGACGCUGGGAAGAAUGGAGGAGAUGACGAGACUUGGAGUAAUGGAGAAGACAUUGCACUGCUCAAUGCUCUUAAAGCUUUUCCGAAAGAGGCAGCCAUGAGAUGGGAGAAGGUUGCAGCUGCAGUGCCUGGGAAGUCCAAGGCAGCUUGUAUGAAGAGAGUUACUGAGCUUAAGAAAGGGUUUCGGAGCUCCAAGUCGGGAGCCAAUUAGCUAGGGAGAGAAGUUGAUUCAGACUCUUUUUUCAUGGUAGUUGUUACAUGUGUUCUGAAUAAUUGUGAUAUCUACAUUGAAUGUGAGUUAGCUGGAAGAUGAUAAUCACUAUUCUUGGGAGAUAGUGUUAAUGUUAUGUUGAUGACGUGUUCUUGAGCUGAUGUCUUACUCUUUAGGUUAUGGCUCGUGUUUUUGAUGUUGGGAAGGCUUGCUAUUUUAUCCAAUGGUUGUAUGAUUCAUAGUUGGUAAAAGUGUCUUUAUUUUCUUUGGUU